Messenger RNA from Salvia splendens (bonfire salvia), 1005 nucleotides. Its product is annotated as glutamic acid-rich protein-like. Lineage: Eukaryota; Viridiplantae; Streptophyta; Magnoliopsida; Lamiales; Lamiaceae. Bases 1 to 1005 code for a protein of 334 amino acids. The record is from RefSeq and is a predicted model, not a curated record. The transcript has 2 exons.
AUGGUAAUUUCCAGUGAAGAUGAGAGGACUACUCCUACAAAACCUGAUGAGAAAUCCCUAUCGGCUGCCAACCUAGACGACACCCCAAGGGAAACAGAAGUGAUGCCACCUACCCCUACUGACCGGGAGGUCGAAACUCCUACAAGACCGGAAAAGGAUACUGCCGAGAUGGCUAAGGGUCUGAACCUUGAAUCGAAGGCAGUAGGAGACAACAUACCAACAGAGAAAGAGUCUAUCACAACCCUUGAGACCGAGCCUACCAACACAAGGGAACCUGCGACAUCGACGGUGAAGAAGCCAGACGAUGAUACUGAGGAGGAAAGAUACCUGCAAGAAAGAAAGAGGAAGGGGAAAGCCCCUGUGAAAGCAAAGCAAGACAGCAAGAAACCCUGCACAACUAACACCGGAAUAGUGAUCCGAGAUCCGGAGAGAAGAGAUCCACAACGUCGACGAGAGGCUUGCGAUGACGAAUACACCUCGAGUGAAGAACCGGAUUCAGAGAGCGACGUAUCGUUGGAGGAUGAGGAGUUCCAGGAGCAGCAAUUGCCUGAGAACCACCGCGAGUUAAUCCACCCCCUGGUGGAGAGGCUGGAGUACUUGCCCUGGCAGGUCGAUCUCAAUGAUGACCUGACGAAGGAUAUAAAGCAUUACAACACCAAAAAGCUUCAAGAUGUCUUCGAUGAUAAAGAUGACAGCAAACAGAGGCAGGCGAACCUGGAGAGGGCGGUGGCGGAAUUGGCAGCUGAGAACAGGGAGGCACGGGCAGAGUUGGCAUGUCUGGAGGAUGUGAGGGAAAUCAUAUUAAAGGAGAUGGCAAGAAACAGAAUGAGCAGUGAGGCCGGGACGAGUGGCCUAGCUAGCGGAAGAAAUGAUCCAAGUGAAUCGGCUGAGAAAGAGGAGGAAGACGAGGAGUUUGAAGAUGACGGAACUGAACAACCGGAAGAUUUACCUGAGGAAGCACCUGCACCAAACUCCACUCCGAGAAGGAGUAGGAGGAACAAAUGA